Molecule: messenger RNA, 606 nt
Organism: Colletotrichum graminicola M1.001
Lineage: Eukaryota; Fungi; Ascomycota; Sordariomycetes; Glomerellales; Glomerellaceae
Exons: 2
Coding region: 1-606 (201 amino acids)
Biological process (GO): protein ubiquitination
Cellular component (GO): cytoplasm
Molecular function (GO): ubiquitin protein ligase activity
Source: RefSeq, a predicted model, not a curated record
AUGGCUACACAAUACGAAAUCGAGCACAACAUCAAGUCUGGGCCCUCGACCCAAGAAGGGACCCGUCGCAUUGACAUGUCCUCCUUCACCUCCUUCCUCCAAAACCUUACCACCAACGACGCCCCCUCCACGACCCGCCACACGAACCCGCACGCAACGCCAACCCCCGUCGACGCCGCCGCCCUCUACCACCUCCUCCAGCAGCAGUUCCAGACGCUCUUCUCCACGGCCCCCAACGCCGACAACGCCCGCUUCCUCUCCGGUCUCGUCGAGGCCCUCGAGCGCGACAUCGCCAGCCCGCCUACCGAGAUACCCGGCGUCUCGCAGGAGCACCUCGACUCCCUUGACCGCGUCCCCAAGAAGGCCCUCGGCAAGGACGAGGCGUGUCCGAUUUGCGCGGAAAAGUUCCUCGACGACCAGUACCCCCUCGUCGUCGAGCUGCCGUGCCACAGCAGCCACCGCUUCGACCUUGAGUGUGUGAGCCCCUGGCUACGCAGCAAGGGCAGCUGUCCCAUGUGCCGCAAGGACCUGACUAAGAAGAAGGAGCAGGUCGUCGUGCCAGAUGACGACGAGGAGAACGAUGACCCUGAUGGAUUGUACGCGUAG